This is a messenger RNA of Sardina pilchardus (European sardine), 937 nucleotides long. RefSeq names its product ring finger protein 4 (gene rnf4). Gene Ontology annotation, biological process: positive regulation of transcription by RNA polymerase II. The record is from RefSeq and is a predicted model, not a curated record. The transcript is spliced from 7 exons. NCBI's taxonomy places the organism in Eukaryota, Metazoa, Chordata, Actinopteri, Clupeiformes, Clupeidae. Bases 184 to 621 code for a protein of 145 amino acids. Gene Ontology annotation, molecular function: transcription factor binding.
AAUGCAGUAAGAUUGCCAAUCGCUGACUGUUAAAUCUUGCCGAAGAAGACAGACAGAAAUGGCAGAUGUUUUAUGUCGAUGCGACUAUUCGUAUGAAUUUGACAGAUACUUGUGCUGAAAACUGUGGAAACCAUCGCAGGGAGGAGGAGAAGAGAGGAGCAAAGGAGAUUGAACAUUACCAUCAUGACGUCACUGGAACACACAGAGACCAUUGACAUUAUUGACAGUGACAGAACUGACAGCGAAGACGUUGUGGAUCUAACAAGUGAAGUUACAGAAACAUCUGUGGUUGACUUGACAAACAAUGAUUCAGUUGUGCUGGUAGAUGAAGGUCCACAUAACCAUAGUGAUACAGAUGAUUCACCAUGUGCCCUAAGGUCCAGAGUUUUGUCCUCUCCUCAUAGGAACACCAGCACCAGGUCUAAACCUGGUGUAGUGAGCUGUCCAAUUUGCUUUGAUACAUAUCCUGAGAUCUUGCACAGCGGCAGAGUAAUGGUGUCCACUCUUUGUGGUCAUACGUUUUGUAGUCAGUGCCUUCGUGACUCCCUUGCCCAUGCACACACCUGUCCAACUUGUAGAAAAAAGCUCACACACAGGCAGUACCACCCCAUCUACAUUUGAUGAUGAGCACAUAAGCAACUUUGAAAAUGUUAGUUGAAUUUUGUUCCAUAGAUAGUGUAUUUACCUUUAGUGCUGAUGCACUAUUCAGAACAUCAUUGGACCUUAACCCUGAAGAAAGGUUGAGUGCAAAUUUGGCACUUUGUUUGGACUAUUUCUUUCAAUGUUGGAAAUCUUUAUGUGUGAACUAUACUUUCUCCCCCCUAAUUGCUACAUGUAACAUUUUGUUACAUUAUGAUGUACAUGCUUUUUUUGUUUAUGUAUGCGCUUUGUCUGCAUUUUACCUUUGUUGAAUAAAUAAAUAAUUUGAAUAAUUUUA